Molecule: messenger RNA, 4799 nt
Organism: Rhincodon typus (whale shark)
Lineage: Eukaryota; Metazoa; Chordata; Chondrichthyes; Orectolobiformes; Rhincodontidae
Product: glutaminyl-peptide cyclotransferase-like
Exons: 7
Coding region: 163-1245 (360 amino acids)
Molecular function (GO): glutaminyl-peptide cyclotransferase activity; zinc ion binding
Source: RefSeq, a predicted model, not a curated record
AUCAAAGGAAGUCUGGAAUGACGUAAAAGAAAGAAAGGCUUUUAACUGCUCUGUGAGCUUGGAUUAGACUCACAAGAUUUCCACAUCAGUCUGUGUCGAGUGAGAGGGAAGGAGAGAGAGAGAGAGCGAGACAAAAGUGUGUGCUUGUUACGACAGCUAGAGAUGGCUAGUAGCAACAGCUUCAUUUAUUCUCGUAUUGUGUUUUUAUUUCAUUUGACAACAAUCUUCUGCCAAACCCACAGGCAAGAACAAUAUAAGGUACCAUGGACAGAAGAAAAGCUGCUCCAUAAGCCCAAGUACUUGACUGCGGCUGAUACCCGGAAUGUUACAUCACUGACCAACAUUUCUAUGAUGUGGUAUAAUGAUCUGAGACCAAUGCUUAGAGAGCGAUAUCCCGGUUCUAUUGGAAAUGUGGCUGUGCGCCAGCAUAUCAUAAGUCGGUUAGGUGAACUCCAGGCUGGAUGGAUAAUUGAAGAAGACAGUUUCCAGGAUGCAAUACCCUAUGGAACAGUCACAUUUUCAAAUAUCAUCAGUACCCUGAACCCCUCAGCUAAGCGGAGGCUGGUGCUGGCUUGUCACUAUGACUCAAAAUACUACAAUGAGUGGUGGUAUAGUAGAGUGUAUGUGGGUGCCACUGAUGCUGCUGUAUCAUGUGCCAUGAUGUUGGAACUGGCUCGUGCACUGGAUAAUCUUCUACUUGAGAUGAAGGAUAUUAGGGACAGACCAGAUCUUACCCUGCAGCUAAUUUUUUUUGAUGGUGAAGAAGCAUUUCAAUAUUGGUCUGAUAUUGAUUCACUAUAUGGUUCCCGACAUUUAGCGCAGAAGAUGGAGAGGGAGGCACAUCCACCUGGUGCCACUGACACCAACCAGCUGCAUGGAAUUGACUUACUUGUGUUACUGGAUUUAAUUGGUGCGCCAGAUCCAAGAUUUCCAAGUUAUUUUCCAAAUACAGCUCGAUGGCAUAAAAGACUACAGCUAAUAGAACGUCGUCUGCAUCGACUGGGUUUACUGAACAACCACUUCAAUGAGGUGAAAUAUUUCUGGACCAAAAUGAGAGCUGGGCAUAUUGAGGAUGACCAUACACCAUUUUUGCAAAGAGGUGUUCCUAUUUUGCACAUCAUACCUACACCUUUCCCUCAAGUGUGGCACAGCAUGGAGGACAAUGAGAACAAUCUGGAUCCAACAUCAAUUGAUAAUCUGAAUAAAAUAUUGCAGCUGUUUGUCUUGGAGUAUCUUAGAUUUUAAUACAGGUGUGUGUAUACAAAGUGAAUGGUUAUGAUCUACUGUGAGCAAUAGGCUAAGCAGAUUUCAGUAAACAGCAGUCCCUCCUGCUUUAAUGAAAUUGGGAAAUAAGUUUGGCUUCUUAGAAUUAAUGCCUGUUGUAUUUAAUAUGCUAACUGAAUCAAUGUUAAUUGUUGCUCAUCAAUUAUAUCUCAUAGUGUUCAUUUUUCACUUAUAAUGCAUACUGGUCUUAAUUUUCUUAGCAAUUUGUUCAGUAGACAUUUGAAACCUUUUGGUGAAAUGUAUAACUUAACUGUAUCUAAAAUAUAUUUUUCAAUUGUAACUUUUAAAUUUGUCUUUGUACUGGUAGCACUAAAGGGUACAGUUGUACAAUAUGAUCUGUGUGGAUGCAAAAUUACUUGUGAUGAGGCAGCAUCAUCAGUUCAGUGUUUUGUGUUGCAAUUGUAUACUUGAAACACAAAUUCUCACUGUUAUGUAAUGCAUAAGUUAAAUCAUAAUUUCAAAUGGUAUGGCGUGAAUUUUAAAAGAAACUUUGCAUCCCUGCUUUGGUAGAACUUUGUUUGGAAAAUGAAUUUUAAAAAUAUAUAUAUAUUGAAAGAUGAGCAAACUAUCUUGUUGAUUCUUUUCAAACAGUAUAAAUUUAGGUGCAUAUGGACUUGAGUCAGCAUUUUUAUUUAAAGCUGUUACCAACAGUAUCAUUGUUUGGAAGAGUGUGCUUUGCAUGUUAAGAAGUUCUGUUUUCUGGCACCUCCAUUUGGUUUCAAAAUUUAUCUAAGAGGAACUUUGCUUUGACUGAACAUAUAUUUGUGGUGCCAUGGUGAAAACUUUGCUACUUAACUUUAAUUUGUUACCAAAAAGGUGCAGAAAAAUGGGAAAGAACUCCAGUUCCUAAUUCUAUAGGGCUAAAUAUUAUUUCAAAUGUCCAUCUCUUUUCCUUAGCUGUGAGGGCUGUUAAUAUUGCUAAUGACAUCUCUUAAAAGGCUCACUGAGGCAAAAUUCCACAUUGGUGAACCAAUCCUGAUAGUAAAAAUAACGUUCUAUCCCAUAUCUAAUCAGUAGCUGGCAUUCUUCAACUAAAAUAAAUUGCACAUUUUAUCCUUUUUGGGUUAGCUAUAAUAUUCUAUUCAAAGAAUUUGCUCUCUUUGAAAUACAAUCCAUAAUCACCAAACCUCAACCACCAAACCCAAGAGGGAAGAUGUGAUAUCUAGAAGAUGAAGUCUAGAUGAUGCCUCAUCUUAAAAUUGUAUUUCUUGCAAAAACAUUGACUAACAUAGAAGUGAAAAGUAGAAAAUGGUGAAGUAAAUAUUUUGUGUAACAUGUUGUUUUAUCACAACUAUUUGCAUUAAAAGUAUUUUUAUAAUGUAAUAAACACGUUAAGACACUAAAAUCACAACAUAACUGAAAAAUAUUUGAGAAAUAGCUCUUAGGAUAUUUAAGAAGGAAAGCAGUAACAAUGCAGGGACUGGGAAAAAGCAAAAAACCUGGCAGUUUAUCUGACUGCACCCUCAGACUGAUGAUGCGUAAGAGCUGACAUUCCCAAAUAUCCAAUCCAACCUUGAAAUUUCCACAUUACCAGUCUCCCUGGCAAAUCCAUUCCACAUGCUCAUCAUCAGUACAUAAAGUGGUAAAAUCUAAACUGUCUGUCAGGCAAUAUUCUAAUUCUAUCAUUUAUGGCAAUUGGGUUUCAAUUUAUUUCUUCACUUAAGAAUCUUGGAUACUAAACAUUUCUCUUCAAUCUUCUCAUCUCCUCAGUAAACAAUCCCAGUCUUUUUAACCUCUCCUCACAUCUCACAUAUCUUAAACCAGAUAUUUUUGUUUGUAUUACUUUUAUUGGUCCACUGCACUGCCUCCAAUGCUUUAUAUCAUUGUUAUAAAUUAGAAUAGUAAAUCAUUCUCCUGGUAAUGACCAUACCCACCAUCAAAUCUUUCCUUCAAUUCAUGUCUCCCUAUCUUCAGCUUAUCACUUACAUAAUACUGCAUCAUAAGUAUUAUAAAAAUCUAUCAGCAACACAAACAAGAUAACUUUCUCAAAAAUAUUAACUUUUCUUUGCCACAAUUCAGUCUAUCGUGGCAUUCAAUAUCUACCUAAAUAUCUUAUUCCUUCUUUCAUGAUGCUUUCUGAAACACAAUUCAUAACUACUGGUCUGUAAUUUUGAUGACUUAUUGCUAUUUCCACAUUUAACAUAGGUAUUGUCUUAACUACUUUACAACCCUAGUAUACUCUUGACAUUGUUUCUGUAGGAUGCGGACUGAUUCAAUUUUUGUUAGUCACUUCUUUUGACACCAGCUAGGUCUGGAUCACACCUUAACGGAAAUGUUUAUUUUUAUCACAUGCCUUCUUCCUGACAACGUUGAAACCAAAAAGUUCAAUGUCCAAUUACCCUACUAAUACAAAAAAAAUCCAUUUAGUGUAUUUUCUAUUCUUACUCAGUUACCUUCACCAUUUUGGAUCAUAAUUUCCUUUUUCAAUUGUUUGUUGUGAAUUCAUGUAGAGAAAUGCUGCUCUAUUUCAUAUUUACGUUACACAGUCUGUAAAAUUUUCUUGGACUCAUUAUUACAGCUGAUUUUGAAUAUGGAUUUCAAACAACAUUCCUCAUGCAUGAUGUAAACCAAUGGAGAUGGAUGAUUUAGCCUACCUAUAACUAACAUUCAAAAAGCAUAAGUUCAAUUGUGCAUGAUUGAAAUUCUGAUAGGUAUGAGAGUUUUAGUUUUAAUUGUGCUUUUUCCUCCUGAAUUCACUAGCUUGACAACAUUUUUAAUUGGAUAGAUGUGCUUUGCCUUAUAGUGACAUGCAAUGCCACUUCUUUCACGUGUAGACAACAUUUUGCUAAAGCUAACCAGGUCAAACAAUAAUUUCAAAAUAUCCAGUGUUUAAAUAAACUAAUAUUCAUGAUGCCAUCACGUUUGUCCAUUUGCUUGUUUGUGAACAAACACAGAACCAUUAAUCUUUAUUGUUUUAAACAUAGCAAAUCAUUUUUAUCACUUCAUUAUUAAAUGGAAAAAGCAUUCAGGAAAAAAUGGUAAACUGAGAAACCACACAUUGAGAAAAAUAUACAAUGGUAAGUAACAACUACAGGUUACUAAGUUUGGAGUUGGGGAAUAGUUAUAUACGGUAACUAACUUUAGUAAAAAGUGGAUAUGGGUCUAAAAUGGAAAAAUGUGUUGUAUUGUCUCUAAAUUUGGUUAAAAUUAGUAAACAAAUGUAAAAACAAUGGAAUGAAAUUGCACUGUGUAAUUCUUUACAAUACAUUAGGCUGUGUAAUUCUUUUCUCUGCUUGUACUAAUUAAGAUAUUUUUAAAAAUAUUGAAAUGUUAGAACAAAAAACAUUACUUAUGAUGCACAUAGCAAUUUCAUCAACUGCUUGCAUAACUUUUCUUCCAUGUCCAGGACCUCUACUGUGCUCUGUAGAAUAUCUCCUUUGUAUAUUUGUUGGUAUGUUAAUUCACAGGUAAUGUCAAAUAAAAAAAAGCCAGUUUCAGAAAAGAUUAUGUAUUUUUUGAUCUAUAUAAGAUUCCUUUCUUUAAAAUUUAAUAAAAGCAUGAUUUUAGCAAAAAUA